Molecule: messenger RNA, 4344 nt
Organism: Acipenser ruthenus (sterlet)
Lineage: Eukaryota; Metazoa; Chordata; Actinopteri; Acipenseriformes; Acipenseridae
Gene: znf800a
Product: zinc finger protein 800a
Exons: 7
Coding region: 294-2390 (698 amino acids)
Source: RefSeq, a predicted model, not a curated record
CAUUGCUGUAGACAAGAAUGAGGACUGCACCUUUGCGCAGCAGCAGCUCUUUAGUUCUGAAAGGUCUCCCUCUCAGUGCACAAAGGCAGCUGCUGAAGGAACAGCUACAGCGAGUGAACCGGUGCUGAGAGCAGUAAUAAACAAUCUCCAGUAGAGAUACCGAGACACGGACACGCAAGGAAGCCACACAGACAAAAACCCGUUACCGCACACGGUUUUACCAGGAUUUCUGACCUUAGUCAGGACUUUUCAGGUUGAACUGAACUGAAGCUUGCUGUCCUGUGGUGAAAACUAUGGAGAAAUCUCCCUCUGCCAUUAGGAAGACUUCUCACUUCUUACGUAACCAGCACGCCAGUAAAAAUGACUCUGACGUAGAGGAUAAUAAACCACGGACACAAAGAACACCUGUGAAAGACCAGUGCUGUCAGACAGAGCACCAUCACCAUGGCUGCUGUGAACCAGCCUAUGCUAUGGAGCCUGGCGACCCUCCUUUAAUACAGCAGCAACUUCAAACAUCGAAAUCUGGUAUUCAGCAAAUCAUUGAGUGCUUCCGAUCAGGAACUGCACAGCUUAAGAAUAUUUUACUGAAGGAAGUGGAUACCAUUUUUGAAUGUAAACUCUGUCGAAGUCUUUUUCGAGGAUUGCCAAACCUUAUCACACACAAGGAGUUCUAUUGCUUUCCCAGGCUAAAGUUGGACAAUGACCUUUCGGCUUCAAAUGAUAAACAGAGUCAAGCCAUAAAAGAUCUUCUGGAGGCCAUAUAUCCAAGAAAGGAGAAGCAGGAAUACAUUGUAAGACUGGAACCAAUAGAGACCAAUCAGAAUGCAGUGUAUCAAUAUGUAGCUGGAAAAGAUGACCAAGAUACAGUGAAUUACAGUUCUCAAACUCAACACCAAGGACAUUUGGAGGAGCCCAGUCCUGAGCAGAACCAAACUCAAGUACCACCAGGCACAGAAAUUGUAGAGCCAGUUCCUGUAGAAGAUACUGAAAAGGAGGUUAAAGUGUCUAUGGAAGACGAAGCAAUAGAGCCUCUCCUUUGUCUAGAUGAAAGCUCUAACAGUGAUUCUGUAGAUCAGCAGGUUGCGUGCUGCAUCUGUGGAAAAGACUUUAAUACAAGACGCAGUGUUCGUCGUCAUAUAAGGAAGGUUCACAAGAAAAAGAUGGAAGAAUUGAAAAAGAACAUAGAAACGAGGAGGGGGGGUCCAAAUCGGCCAUCUGUCAUGAUGGGUCGUUCAAAGAGUGCAUUGCUUUCAUCCGGCAGAAGCUGUCCUGUUUGUCAAAAAUCAUUUGCUACUAAAGCCAAUGUUCGCAGACAUUUUGACGAAGUUCACAGAGGGUUAAGGAGGGAUUGUAUAACUCCUGAUAUUGCAACAAAACCAGGUCAACCACUGUCUCUAGAAACCAACAGCUCUUCUAAGAAAUCACCUGGCUCUCUGCCACGCAGGAAAAAGUACUCUACUAGGGCGGAGUACAACCUGACUGCUCGUAAGUGUCUCCUGUGUAAGAGGAAAUAUUCAUCACAGGUAAUGCUGAAGAAACACUUGCGAAUUGUCCACAAAAUGACCAAACUGGAGAGAGGUUCAAACGGUACGACCAACAGCACAGAAAUCAAAGUUAAAGUUGAAACCUCUGAUUCAGCAGAUCACGAUGCAGAAUCAUCUGACCCACAUGUCAGUCAGUCUCCUCCGAAUGACUCAGAGGUCACAGGUCAAGCAGCGGACAAGAGACAUACACCCACAGCACAGAAGAAUAAGGGUAAACAAGAAAGCGACAGUCCAAAGUCAUCAAGUCCUUCUGUAGCAGGUGGCCAGCAGAAGGUCAGGAAGCCCAAACUAUCAGUGGGCUUUGACUUCAAGCAGCUGUACUGCAAACUUUGCAAGCGGCAGUUUACCUCCAAACAGAAUUUAACAAAGCACAUUGAUUUGCACACGGAUGGAAAUGAGAUCUACAUCAAGUUCUACCGGUGCCCUCUCUGCUUGUACGAGACCCGCCGUAAGAGAGAUGUGAUCCGGCACAUCACAGUUGUGCACAAGAAGUCCUCGCGAUACCUAGCUAAAAUAACUGCCAACUUAGAAAGCAGAGCAGUAAAGAAGCCUGUUGAGAUGGUACUAAACAGCGUGGUUAAGCGGGGCCCCCAGAAGGACAUGAAUUCAAAGCAAGAUGGCACACCUAGCUCUCAGUCUAGCAGAAAACAUGACACUGUUGAAGUAGGCACAGAAGUCAAAUUCACCAAAAACCUCUCCCUGCACGCGUAUAAGAAGUGUGGAAAAGCCUUUGCCAAAAAGACGUAUCUUGAGCAGCAUAAGAAAACCCUUAGGACAAGCGCGUCCAGCUCCCCUGAAGAAAGCAAAACCACAGGUCGUAGUACACGGUCAAAGGCAGUUUUUUAAUACCUCCAACUGAUGUACAGCAUGCUUGCACAGGAUUAAUAAUUGUAAAAUGCACUGGAAAUGAAAACCACUUCUAAUACACUCAGACAUUUCUACGACAAGAGGAGAGGACGACAGUGAAGAAAAAAAUGCAAUAAUGGCUUUCAUCAGUGGUUUACUAAGUUAACAUGAAAAUAAUGUAAUGAUCGAAGUAUUUUUAAAGUUAAUGUGUGGAAAUGUUUAAAAUACUUAAUUGCACUCGGCUUUGGGGUCCCACUGCUAUUUUAGGGGUCGCUGUAUGUGUAGUAAAUUCAUGAACCUACAACGGACUAGUUUGACAACAAGAUCCAAAUCCACUUUGUUUAAACAUUUCUUUUAAGAGAUCUCUAGCUCAGAAAAUAAGUUUAUUUUGUUAUUAUUCCAUUUCCAAUUCAGCAGUAAAAUAAGCUGUAAAGUUUAAAAGUAUGUUAUAUAAAAGGUAUGUGCACUAUGUAUUGCUUAGCAUGUGGUAACAGCUUUUAUUAGACAAUUAAAGAUGGCUUAAUAAUGCACGAAUGGUGAAGCCACACAUUUAUUAUGUCAGGCCGUUGUCAUGAGUGUGGUUAAAGUUACCACUUCCUGAACCACGCAUUAUUUCAUUUCAAGAAAGAAAAAUACUAUACAGACUAAAGUCAAAGACAAAGGAGUCAUUUCUUCUGGAGGAGAAGUUUUUAUUAUUAUAUCACAAUGCGGACCAAUUGCAACAUGAUAUUGCAUAUUAAAUCUUUUUUUGUGUCUCUACUGCAGGUGAUAACACGAUUUAUCACACAACAACACAACUACUAUGUGUAAUAUAGGACACAAUGGAGUUGUGAGUUACCAAAUGUGUCUCUACAUGUCAUUGAAGAAAACUUGGAGUUAUGAUACCUUACUCAUUGUGCACACAUAAUGAAACAGACAGACGUUAAUCUUUUUUUGAGAAAAAAAUAAGCUUUAUUUGCAAGCCUUUAUUUGUCACAAUACCUUUGGUCAGUGUUUUUAAUCUGCAAUGAUAUGAAUGGACUAAUUUUGAGUUUUGUUCAGUUUUUUUUGUUUAUUUUUUUUAUUCAAACUGCUUUUUUUUAAGAAAAUAUGUUUAAAGUUAAAAAGCUUGGGGAAUAAUUAAGAUGACAGCAUUCCAAAUAUGAGUACAUUCUCUAUGUACUCGUGGGUUGUGGUUUUAGGUGUGUAUGUGUCUAUUAUACUAUACUGUACAGACGCACACUAUACCAAGCACACUUGUUUUGGUAUCUGUCAUAUGUUACAUUAAAUCUCAAUUCAGGAUUUAAAUGUGGUUAAUAACUGAUAGGCAACAUCAUAAUAUGCUUGUUUUUGUCUUGAAUUGUACAUUAAAUAUGUAUUUUGAUAACUUGAUCUGUACUCUUCAUGAAUGCUAUAUGUCUUUUUUUAUAUAUGAAUGGGAAGCAAAUGAUUUUGACUGUGUGUAAAUGUACUAUAGUUUGGUAAACUAAAAUUGAUGGGAAACAAACAACAACACAUUUAAGUACAGAAAGGUUUAUUUUGAAUUUAUUAAGCUGUAUGUACAUAAUCACAUUUUGAGUUAACAGUUGACAAAUGCCAUUGAUGUUGGUUGAAGCAGGAUGAUUGUAUAUGCAUAUAUAAGGUAGUUUUCUAAUGACGCACAUUUGAUGUAUAUAACAAAUACUGUACAUGGUGUUUUAAAACAUUAAUUUUUAAAGUGAUCAUUCUAAAUGUUUUAACAUGAUCAUUCUGCCAUGAUCAUUUUUACAAAUAUCCUCCGUUUCAGAAUGCAAAGUAAAUAGCAUAGAUCUUCUACUUGUAAUUAUGGUAGUCUUCCUAGUGCUUUGCACUAAAAAAACAAUGCAGUGAAUAUGAAACAAAGAGAUAGUAUUGUUGCUAUUACUGUUCAAUUGAAUGUAUAUGAUGGUGGAUAAAUACACUGUAUUUUACUUGUAAUAAACUGAACUGGAAUAUA